AUGUCUAAAUUUCCAGCGAUCCUUAACGCCACGGAGCAAGACAUCCAACACCUCCUAUCGGCGCAAUGUCAUAUCGGAGCCAAAAACUUGAAUGUUCAAAUGGAACCAUAUGUCUGGAAGCGUCGUGAUGACGGGAUUUUUAUUAUUAACAUUGGAAAAACGUGGGAAAAAUUGAUUUUCGCUGCCCGUAUCAUCACUGCCAUUGAAAAUCCUGCUGAUGUUGUUGUAAUUUCAGCUCGUCCCUAUGGUCAACGUGCUGUAUUGAAAUUCGCAUCUUAUACAGGCGUUCAACCUAUUGCUGGUCGAUUUACUCCGGGAACUUUUACUAAUUAUAUUACUAGAUCAUUUAAGGAACCUCGUUUGAUUAUAGUAACUGAUCCAAAAACCGAUCAUCAAGCCAUUCAAGAGGCUUCAUAUGUUAAUAUUCCUGUUAUCGCAUUAGCUGAUACAGAUUCAUCUCUUCGAUUCAUUGAUGUUGCAAUUCCUACUAAUAAUAAAGCCAAACAUUCAAUUGGUCUUAUUUAUUGGUUGUUAGCUCGUGAAGUACUUCGUCUGCGUGAAAGCAUUUCCCGAGAAUCACCAUGGGACGUAAUGGUUGAUAUGUUCUUUUAUCGUGAUCCCGAAGAAGUUGAAAAGGAGUCGGAAGCUGUUGGUCCCGUAGCCGAGAAACCACCAACUACAUUUCCAUUUGAUGGUACUUCCAAUUGGGAUCAUCAAGAUAGUACUACAAAUUGGGAUGCAUCUGGUACAGCAGCACCUGGAGCUAUUAAUCCUAAUGUUGCAGUUUUAGCUACUGCUCAUGCUUCACAACCAAAUUGGGAUACAAAUACAGAUACGGGUACAGGAGGUUGGGGCGAACCUUCACUCACUGAACCAACUGCUGGUCUUGGUACUGAAUCUUGGGCUGAUGAAACGUCAGUUACAGGUGAAACAGGUGAAACAGCUGGAGAUGCUGGAGGUUGGAAUGAACCUGGAACAGGUGGUUCAGGUUGGGAUACAAAUGAAAAUGAUAAUACUGGAUCAGGCUGGGAUUAA
This is a messenger RNA of Diversispora eburnea, 1035 nucleotides long. The record is from the annotation of a GenBank genome assembly. Lineage: Eukaryota; Fungi; Glomeromycota; Glomeromycetes; Diversisporales; Diversisporaceae.